AUGGCAAAAAAAAUGCUGAGAGGUUUUGAUUUCUGGUUCGGAAUUGAUCUGAACGAGCCAGCUGACCAAGAUUUUGCUCCUGGAAGCAAUGACAAUGAAGCUGGAUCAUCUCAUGCUCCUCCAGUUUCGGAAAGCACUCCUGACCAAGGUACAGUUCCUGGGAGUAACAGCAAUGCUGCAGGAACAUCUCAUGGUGGUCCUAAUUGGGAAAAUGUUGAUGCAACUGGGCCAUUUGGUCCAUAUUCGGCUGGUCAGAGUAGUGAUGCACAAGUCGACCCAAAGGACACUUCGGACAGAGGCACUAACGCCGGAUCAGGUUUCCAGACAGGUGUGACUUUACCAAGUGAGGACAGUGGUGAGGAAGGUGAAGUUCAGUCAACACCAGAAGGUUUUUCCCCCAAGACACCAUUCCUUGGCAUGAAAUUUGACACCUGGGAAGCUGCUCUGUCACAUUACAAUAGGUAUGCGCAUCAUGUUGGCUUCUCUGUUAGGAUUGAAUCAUCUAGGAAGUCUACAAAAGAUGGAGAGAAAGACAAAUGCUUGUUUGUUUGCAAUAAAGCGGGGAACAAUUCAUUACCACCUACUCCUGUGAAGAUUAGAAACCGAACUAUCACAAAAUUGGCAGAUUGCAAGGCAAAAAUGAGGAUUAAAAGAUCUGGUGCCAGAUGGGAAGUUACUCAGUUUGUCGAGGAACAUACGCAUGAAUUUGUUGAGAAAUUUGCUCUGAAAAAAUUCUUGAGGUCGCACAACAAAAUUCCAAAAGAAGAGAAGAAGUUCAUUGAUUUGCUAAGUGAUGUAAAUCUCAGUUCGGGUAGGAUUAUGGAAAUCAUGGCGGAAUUAUAUGGAAGCAAGCAGAAUGUACCUUACAGUACUAAAACCAUUAGCAAUUACAGAGCCCAACAUAGUGAAGAGCGCAAAAUCAAAGACAUCCCUGAGUUCUUGAAAUACUUUGAGAAGCUAAAAGAGGAUGAUCCUAGGUUUUAUUAUGACUACAAGCUAGACGAUGACAAUAGGGUUGAGAACAUCUUUUGGGUUGAUGGUGCAGCCAGAGAUGUGUACAAGCUGUACAAUGAUUGCAUAUCGUUUGACACAACCUUCAUGACUAAUCAGUAUAACAUGCCUUGCGCACCAUUCAUUGGAAUCAAUAGAUAUGGUCAGUCCAUACAGCUUGGAUGUGGUUUCCUGAGGAAUGAGAGGGUUGCGAACUUUGAGUGGCUAUUCCGGACAUUCUUAGUAGCAAUGGAUGGUUUGCACCCUCUGAAUAUCAUUACUGACCAGGAUGUAGCUAUGAGGACUGCAAUUGAAAUGGUUUUCCCUGACACCAUUCACCGGAACUGCAGAUGGCAUAUCAUGCAGAAGGUUCAGGAAAAAAUUGGUCCUAUGGCAGCCAAAAGAGAAGACUUGAGAAGAGAUUUCAAUGAUGUUAUUGACUAUAGUGUUACUGAAGAAGAAUUUGAAACUAGAUGGGCUGAGAUGAUCCAAAAACAUGAUGUUGUUGAUAAUGAUCAUUUCAAGGACAUAUAUGGACUAAGGAAAUGUUUUGUUCCUGCUUAUUUCAUGAAGCGCUUUUUUCCCAUUCUUGCAAACAACAGCUCGCAGUGA
Lolium perenne is the source of this 1602-nucleotide messenger RNA. Its product is annotated as protein FAR1-RELATED SEQUENCE 5-like. The record is from RefSeq and is a predicted model, not a curated record. Lineage: Eukaryota; Viridiplantae; Streptophyta; Magnoliopsida; Poales; Poaceae.